Molecule: messenger RNA, 1605 nt
Organism: Didymodactylos carnosus
Lineage: Eukaryota; Metazoa; Rotifera; Eurotatoria; Philodinida; Philodinidae
Source: the annotation of a GenBank genome assembly
AUGAUUGAUGAUCUUAAUAAAUGUGAAAUAAUUCUAUCAUUAUAUACAUUACAAAAUCCAUCAUUGUAUAAUUUAGUUGAACAAACAAAGACAACAUAUGUAUUUGAUGAUUUUUUAGAUCGAUAUUUAUCAAAACUUUCUUAUCAUGUAUCAAAUCAACAAUUACAAUCAAAAAUAAAUGAGAGACGAAAUAAAUUAUUAGAACAAUUUAAAUCAAAAUCUAAUAUUAGAAAAAAUUUAAUUACUGAUGCUACUAUAGCUAAUACAUGUUAUUCAUUUUAUUCGGCAUUACAAUCAGUUUUAUUCAAAUUUUAUGAUAAAUAUUUAUUAAUAUUAUUUUAUUAUCUUGAAAAACAAUCUUUUAUUGAUAGUUAUUUUUAUUUAAAAGAUAAUGUAUCUUGUCAUUAUGAAUUAUACUACAAUAUAUGGCAUGAAUGUUUAGAAAAACAAAUAAAUCAGAUAAUUCAUUCAUGGAAAUUAGAUACAGAUGAUUUUAUUGAAAUACCAUUUACAUUUGAUUUACAUUUUCCUUGUUCAACUGAUGAAUAUGAAAUUAUUCAUCGAAUACGUGAUACUUGUCAAGAUGAAAAGAUAGUUUGGGAACAAUUAGAACAGACAAGUAUUUAUCAGGGACGUCUUCAUGAAAUUAUAGAUAAUACAUAUCUCUUUGAACAGUAUUAUCAUGAUCAGUUACGACUGUUAUUAGAUGAAAAUCAACUCAGUUUGUCAAUGACACUUGUUAGUCAAUUACUUAAUAAAAAUCCUAUGAUACAUCCAAAACUGAAAAUUAAAAAUUUUAUUCUCAAUCAGAGUGAAUUACUUGAAAUAUUACGAAUAUUUGAACUUGGAUUUUUAUUAUUUGAUCAAUUGCCGACUAAUUUAAUUAAAACAAGUUUAAUCAUUGUUAAUGAUCGGUCAACGCUAGAUACAUUAGAAUCAAAAUCGACAACUUAUACGUUAAUUUUAUAUGAAAAUGCAUUCUAUCACAUUCCACCAGAAAUUCCCGUUCAUCUUGAUAAAGUGUCUCUAUUUGAACCGAUUAAAGAUAGUGAUCCAGUUAUUGAAAAUUGUUUUGUCAAUCUCGUUGAAAUAUUAACAGAUAUAAAUUCGAUUUUAAAUGUAACAAAUAUUCAAUUUUUGUCAAAUAUCUAUUCCCUUAUUGUACAAAAAAUAUUACAUCUCAUUCAACUUGGACACGAUUCAAUUAAUAAUCUCAAAAAAAUACGAACAAUAAGUAGUUUACUCAGAUGUAUUACAACGCUUUCAGAUGAUUCUUCAGCAACUUUUAAAAAUAUGCUAAUUCAUGUCAAUAACAACUUUUAUUCUGUAAUGCAAACAUGUGAGGAUAUUCAUCGAUUCGUCGAAUUUCUACGACUGUCUUUUCAAAAUACACUAGGAGACAAACCGAAUGGUGAAACAUCGUUGUUAAAAUUUGAAACAGAGCUCCUGCACUACUGGUUAAUUGAUCAUAGUGAAACAUUUUAUGAUUUAUUAGAUUUAAUAUCUGACACAAAAAAUUAUUUAUGGCAAUAUACAGCAAAAAUUCUAUCAUUUAUUGAUCGAAGAAUAAAUUUAACGAAUAUAAUAAAAGAAAAUAACGGAUAA